Messenger RNA from Lodderomyces margitis, 585 nucleotides. It is a transcript of the gene PRE1, whose product is annotated as proteasome core particle subunit beta 4. Gene Ontology annotation, biological process: proteasomal protein catabolic process. Gene Ontology annotation, molecular function: peptidase activity. The coding region runs from base 1 to 585 and encodes 194 amino acids. The record is from RefSeq and is a predicted model, not a curated record. Gene Ontology annotation, cellular component: nucleus; proteasome core complex; proteasome core complex, beta-subunit complex. NCBI's taxonomy places the organism in Eukaryota, Fungi, Ascomycota, Pichiomycetes, Serinales, Debaryomycetaceae. The transcript has a single exon.
AUGGAUAUCAUAUUAGGUAUAAAAGUAUCAGACGCAACACUAAUUGCUACCUCAAAAGCUGCCACUAGAGGUAUAUCAAUUUUAAAGGACAACGACGAUAAAACGAGACAUCUCAAUGCCCACAACUUGGUCGCAUUCACAGGAGAGGCGGGGGAUACUAUACAAUUCGCCGAGUAUGUUCAAGCAAAUAUCCAGUUAUAUUCGAUGCGUGAGGACGACGUGGAAUUGUCUCCCAGAGCCACUGCCUCCUACGUUAGAAACCAAUUAGCUACAUCGAUAAGAUCACGUAAACCGUACCAAGUCAAUUGCUUAAUUGCUGGAUAUGACACCAAAACAGAUAAGCCAUCGUUGAACUACAUAGAUUACUUGGGCACCCAGGUGGAAUUGCCUUAUGGGGCUCACGGAUAUGCUGCUUUUUAUGCAUUGUCGUUGUUGGAUAAACACUAUAGAAAGGAUAUGAAUGUCGAUGAUGGAUUGAAGUUGAUGGACAUGUGCAUAAAGGAGUUGCAGACAAGAAUGCCCAUUGAUUUCAAGGGCGUGUACGUAAAAGUGGUGGAUGAGAAUGGUAUAAGGAAAAUAGAAUAA